Molecule: messenger RNA, 2905 nt
Organism: Esox lucius (northern pike)
Lineage: Eukaryota; Metazoa; Chordata; Actinopteri; Esociformes; Esocidae
Product: tripartite motif-containing protein 16-like
Exons: 6
Coding region: 386-2026 (546 amino acids)
Molecular function (GO): zinc ion binding; protein binding
Source: RefSeq, a predicted model, not a curated record
GAGCGUAGAUGGAGCGUAGAUGGAACAUUCAGAGAGUGUUGAGGGAGUGUAGAGGGAGCGUACAGGGAGCGGUCAGGGAGCGUAGGGGGUGGUGCUGGUGGCGUUUCCGUGACAAUGGCUUUAUAAAAACUACCUUUUCAUAGCACUGUGACUUGUCCUUGUCACUGCCUGUUGUUGUUACACAAUUCCAAGAAAAUAUUUACUGUCUGGCUGUGACAUUCCUAUCAUGCUCUUAGCUUGCCAGACCUGAUAUCUGGCAUCUGAAAACACCAUAGAACCAGGAAACUACAGAAAGAAUAACAGGCCACUCCUGUUUCUCAGAAAAAACUAAGACUAUGUAACUAGUCUCUGGUUCCCCUGCUCAGUGUGUUAGUGGGUGUUAAAAAUGGCAGAGGCCAUAGACUCUAAAGGUUGUUCGAUCUGCCAGGAUCUAAUGGAGGAUCCAGUGACUAUUCCAUGUGGACACAGCUACUGUAUGAGCUGUAUUAAGGCCUGCUUGGAUCAAGAAGAUGACAAGGGUAUCUACAGUUGCCCCCAGUGCAGACAGACCUUCAUACCAACACCUGUUCUAAACAGGAGCACAACCCUGGUGGAUGAGAGAAGAUUCCAACGUGCUCCUCCUCCAUACAAUUAUGCUGCACCUGGAGAUGUGGAGUGUGAUUUCUGCACUGGAAGAAAACUCAGAGCUGUUAAGUCCUGUCUAGUAUGUUUGGUAUCUUUCUGUAAGACUCACCUUCAGCCUCACAACCAAGUAGCUCAGUUAAAGAAACACAAGUUGGUCCAAGCCUCCUCUCAACUACAGGAGAAGAACUGUUCUAAUCAUGACAAACUACUGGAGGUUUACUGUCAUACUGAUCAGCAGUGUAUCUGUUAUCUUUGUACAAUGGAUGACCAUAAAGGACAUGAUACAGUCUCAGCUGCAGCAGAAAGGACUGAAAAACAGAAACAGUUGGGAGACAAACAUCAGAAAUCCCAGAAGAGAAUCCAGGAGAGAGAGAAGGAGAUUCAGGAGCUGAGACAGGCUGUGGACUCUCUGAAGCACUCUGCACAGGCAGCAGUGGAGGACAGUGAGAGGAUAUUUACGGAUAUCAUCUGUUCCAUUGAAAGAAGGCGAUCUGAGUUGAUAGAACUGAUCAGAGCUCAGGAGAAGGCUGAAGUGAGUCGGGCUGAAGGACUCUUGGAACAACUGGAGCAGGAGGUUGCUGAGCUGAGGAGGAGAGAUGUUGAGUUGAAUCAGCUCUCACACACAGAGGAUCACAUCCAUUUCCUCCAGAGUUUCCAGUCUCUCUGUGUUUCCCAUGAAUCUAAAGCCAUACCCAGCAUUACUGUCUAUCCACAUAUCUCCUUUGAGCAUGUGAAUAAACUGGUCUCUGAAAUGAAAGAUCAACUACAGGAUGUAUGCAAGAAGGAAAUGGACAACAUAUCUUGGGAAGUGACUGCAGUAGAGAUGAUACAACCUCCUCACCCCAAGACCAGAGAAGAUUUCUUAACAUAUUCCUGCCAGCUGACACUGGAUCCCAAUACAGCAUGUCAGUGCCUGUGUCUGUCUGAGGGGAACAGAAAGGUGACAUGGUGUGAUGAGGUCCAGUCCUAUCCUGAUCAUCCUGACAGAUUUAUUUAUAUUAUCCAGGUGUUGUGUAGAGAGGGUCUGUCUGGAGUCUGUUACUGGGAGGUAGAGUGGAGUGGGGAGAGGGUUAGUGUAGCCGUCUCAUACAAAGGAAUCAGCAGAAAAGGGGGUAGUAAUAAAUGUUUGUUUGGUUAUAAUGAUCAGUCCUGGAUGUUAUACUGUUCUACAUCCAGCUGCUGUUUAUACCACAACAAGAACAGGACAGAUAUCCCUGUUCCCCGCUCAUCCAGAGUAGGAGUGUAUCUGGACCACAGGGCAGGAACUCUGUCCUUCUACAGUGUCUCUGACGCAAUGACCCUCCUCUACAGAGUCCAGACCACAUUCACUCAGCCACUCUAUCUUGGGUUCACUGUUUAUAAAGGAACUUCAGUGAAAAUACUGACCCCUAUUCACCUAUAAGUGAGUGUAAUGUAAUGGUUGCUUUACUAUGACGCCUAGUUGAUAUGUGAAUAAUUGACUUUGGCUAAAGAUUGAUCUGGGACUACAGAGUACAGUAUCAAGUAGUUGCUAAAUGUUAUGUACAGAGGAAUCAAACAAACUAAAUGUGGAGCUACAAUCCUUUUUAUCUGUCAAUAUAAAUAUACAGGUUUUUCCACACCAAAUGACAUUACUUGGGGGUACUUUAACUGUUGUUUUAAUAAAGAAUUACCCUAACAAAGUUCAAUUGCCACUUUUCCUUCAAACAUUUGCCUCAUUGCCAAGAACAAGGCUGAACAUUGCAGCAAAUAAAUACUUGCCCAAAUUCCAUAUCCAAAUGUGCUUGUUGUUUUGAAGAAUAACUAAUUCACUUUGACAUCACUUGAACGUCACUCGAACGCAGCACAUUCCCUAGAUCACCUGAACGCAGCACAUUCCCUAGAUCACCUGAACGCAGCACAUUCCCUAGAUCACUCGAACGCAGCACAUUUCCUAGAUGACUCAAACACAACACAUUCUCUUGAUCACCUGAACACAGCCCUUUCCCUAGAUCACACAAAUGCAGAACAUUCUCUAGAUCACCCGAACUCGUUUCAUCUGAUUGGAAUUCUAACUUUAGUCAUUCAGAUUUUAUGCUUAAAUUGAAUCAUAUCAGGUAGCCUGGGUUAUUCUCUGUAACUACUUUAGGUCUAAUUAUGUAGAUUAAACUAGAUGAUCAAUAUUACAGGACCUUUGUUCAAUUAUCUUGGUUUCUGAUUAGAUUAACCUUAAGGUACAAUUUUAGACCUUAUCCUAAGACUCUAGGGAUAGAGUAUCUACACCAUGUUUUGGGGAGAACCAAUUGGUUCCCUCAUCUUUUCU